AUGAUGUCAAGAAAAAGAAAAUUUUCUGAAAAUAAUACUGAUGAACAAAAUAGUAAACAAAGACAACGAAUGACUAAUUAUCAUCAGAAUAAUAUUUUUCAAACAACACAACAAAAAUUAUAUGAUGGUUCAAAAAAUUUCUUUCGAAAAUUAAAAGAUUCUGUAAAAAACGAUGAGAUAAAAUCGUUUCAAAUGAAUUCAUGUUGUUCAUCAAUGCAUUGUACAAUACCAAUGGUAACAAUUUGUGAUUAUUGUGAAAAACAAUAUUGUUCAAAUCAUCUCACGCUAUGUUCGCAAUGUAAUAAGACAUAUUGUCUCUAUUGUUCAACAAAUAUAAACAAUGAAAUAUCCAUCUGCUUAACAUGUGUACAAAAUGAAUAA
Messenger RNA from Rotaria sp. Silwood1, 381 nucleotides. Lineage: Eukaryota; Metazoa; Rotifera; Eurotatoria; Philodinida; Philodinidae. The record is from the annotation of a GenBank genome assembly.